AGGAAAUGGCCGAACAAGAAAAAUUAUUAGCCAAAAAGGAUAAGAGUGAAACCGAAGAGUUAGCGGCCCAAAGAUUUAAAAAAGUUGAACUUUUAGAUGAGCGCAUUCCUUUAAUUGCGGGACAAUUGCCAAUCACUACAAUUAGAAAAGAUGAAUUAGAAGACGAAACGGGAACUAAUUUUUUUGAUGAGAAUGGAAACAUUAACCCCAAAAUGGAACAUAUUUUUCGCGACCACUUUUUAAAUAUUAGGGAAAGUGGAACUGUGGUUCGGAAAAGUGUGAAUGCUGGCGGCCAAUGUAUAACAAUCGAAGCCAAUAAUCAAAUAUUAUUCUCUAUUAAUGAGACUAUUUCUACCCAAGUUGAAGGUAAUGAAUUUGGUUCUAAAAUGAUUAACCUUGGAGCCAGCGUAGCAGUUGGAGCCGUAGCGGGAGCGUUCACGGGUGGAGCAGGAGCAGCAGCGACAAUUGGUGCGGGCACAUUGAAAACGGCCAGUGAAGCAGCGAAAGAAAGAGCAGCAAUAUUAAUGGCUGGAGCGGGAAUGGGGGCAUUGGAAACUGGAAUAACAAGUGGAAUUCGAGAUACUGCUUCCGUAGCCAUUAACAACGAACAUUACCAUCAAAGCACUUUUUAUGAUAUACAACAUCGAUACUUUUAUGGAGGGCCUUAUCCUCUUUGGUUGAAACUUAAAUUAAAUCAAGUUUUUAACAAUCAAUAUAUUCGCAAACGGAAAAUCAAAGGCCCGACAUUUUACGAUUACUAUAACACCAAAUAUUUAGGAAAAUAUUUGAAUGCGAAAGGCGAUGAUUUUUAUGAGGAAGAAUUGAGUGAAAUCAAACUUAAACAAUCAGAAGGAAAAAGAUAUUUUGCUCCCCUAAAUAGCCCCGAAGAAGAUAUCAAAAUUAAACCAACAGACUUUAUCCCAUUAGUCGGUCCAAUAAGACAACUGAUUAAGUUGAGAGAGGAUUUAUUUGAAAAAAUUUAUGAAAUCCUUUCAUACAGCAAAGAGGAGUUGAGGGAAAACGAAAAACAACUCAAAAUAAAAAAAGUAUACGACCAAUUAACAAAAAAAGAUGAUACAGAUAAUAUAACCAACAAAGGAAAUUAUUCUUUACGAAUGUUAAUCAAGGAAGAAAGUGAAUAUUAUUUGGCAUCUUUAUCGUUUAAAUUAAAAAAAGAAGGAGCAAAACUUUUGGAAAUAGGAAAUGUAAGUAAAUUGUUGCAAGGAAACACAUUUUUACCAAUGCUUAAUAUUCAAGGAAUAAAACCAAAAGAAUUCAACCAAUCUAAUCCUAACAAACUAAAAGAAAAAUAA
Molecule: messenger RNA, 1313 nt
Organism: Racocetra fulgida
Lineage: Eukaryota; Fungi; Glomeromycota; Glomeromycetes; Diversisporales; Gigasporaceae
Source: the annotation of a GenBank genome assembly